Messenger RNA from Aphanomyces invadans, 372 nucleotides. RefSeq lists its product as hypothetical. The transcript has a single exon. The record is from RefSeq and is a predicted model, not a curated record. Bases 23 to 331 code for a protein of 102 amino acids. NCBI's taxonomy places the organism in Eukaryota, Oomycota, Saprolegniomycetes, Saprolegniales, Verrucalvaceae.
CUGCCAUCGUCGUGAGCUUUGAAUGUGCCUGAAUCGUUUGAGCUUGAAGCGAUUUCUCGAUUUUCAGCGUCACGUACAUGGAUAUGAGUACAGAGAUUUGCUCAUCAUGAAAAAGAACCAGGAGAUGAGGAAUGCCCCGGUGCCCCUCGAAGGCUUCGCUACCUACCGCUGCAUCAUGAAGCACUGGCGCGCAGAGGUACCGCUCAAGCGACAGGAUGGCUACGUCGAACGCCGUGGAUGCCGCCGCGGACGCCACGCACAGAAUCAAGAUAAGCCCAGUGAUGGACAUGACUUCAUGGUUGACUUGGGCGUCGAUGCAGCUCUCGUUUGACGGACAUGUCGCUACGCUUUGCUGGACAUUGGUAUGUGUCU